Grosmannia clavigera kw1407 is the source of this 894-nucleotide messenger RNA. Its product is annotated as ubiquitin-conjugating enzyme. Bases 1 to 894 code for a protein of 297 amino acids. The transcript is spliced from 3 exons. The record is from RefSeq and is a predicted model, not a curated record. Lineage: Eukaryota; Fungi; Ascomycota; Sordariomycetes; Ophiostomatales; Ophiostomataceae.
AUGGCUGCCAGCCGAGCUGCCCAGAAGCGUUUGACGCGCGAAUACAAGACCAUCUCGGAGAACCCACCACCAUACAUCACGGCACAUCCAUCCGACAGCAACAUUCUUGAGUGGCACUACAUCAUCACCGGCCCCGAAGACACGCCGUACCAUGGCGGCCAGUACUGGGGCACGCUCAUGUUCCCCCCCGAUUACCCGUUUGCCCCGCCGGCGAUCCGCAUGCACACGCCUUCGGGCCGGUUCCAGCCGUCCACACGGCUCUGCCUCUCUAUCUCCGACUUCCACCCGCGCUCCUUCAACCCGGCAUGGGAGGUGUCGACCAUCCUGAUCGGGCUGCUGUCCUUCAUGACGUCAGAGGAGAUGACCACCGGGUCCGUGUCGGCAACCGAGGCCGAGCGCAAGUUUCACGCUGCUCGCUCGCGCUGGUGGAACUCGACCUGCGGCGGAUCCCAGGCUCGAUCCGGCGGCCCCGCACAGAAGGGCAACCUCAAGUCGGGCGACGGCGGCGCCAAGUUCCGCGGCGAAUGGCCCGAAGUCGACCAGGAGAACUGGGCCUGGAUCAAGACACACCGCAUCGAUGCCACCACCGGCGCCCGCAUAGCUCCACCACCAGGGCCAGCUGUCGUCGCCGGUGGAUCGUCGCCAGGGUCGUCGGCCUCGCUGGCCGGCGGUGCCGCUUGCCGCCCUCAGCUCGGCAUGGCUUCGGCAGGUGGCGCUGGCGGCGUCGGGGGCAGCGGCACACAGGCGCAGGCCGUGGUCGAUGCCGUGCGGCAAGGCCGUGGUGCUGGACAGGGCUGGCUGGCCCGAAACAAGUUCUACCUCGUGGGCGGAGCCGUGUUCGUCUACGUGCUGCUCGCCCGGUUACUGGGAGGCGACCAGCAGAGGAGUAAUUAG